AAUGAAUCCCCGUUGCUCACUACACUCUUUCUUCCUUUAAUCCAAUCAACCCUCACCUUCACCUCCAUCACCACAUCCCCAUUCCCUUUUACUCACAGAACACAAUAUCUCCUUUCUUCCUUUUCAGUAGCUAUAACUGUUCUGCUGCGCCGCCGUCCUACGUUGCUCCUCUUCCUCCUUCCUUCAGACCUGGCUCAUUUACAACGACGAUCGAACACUCCGCCAGCCGCAUUUCACCAUGCACUCGGCACACUCCUCCCCUCGCCAUGAUCGACACGUAUCCCUACCACUAUAUCUACUCCUCCUCGCUCUCCUCAUAGGGCUUACCAACAGCGCAGACCCAAUUCCCAUUGCCAUAAAGCCUUCCACAACCAGCACCAUCAAAGCCCACUCUUCCACCACUUCUACCUCCCCAACACCUACUAUCUCCAUCCCUCCUCAAUGCCAAGACUGCUACAACUCCACCUCAACUCCUUCUCUCACCUGCUAUAAAAAUACCCAAUGCAUCCCUAUACAAUAUCUCUGUUCCACUCCGAUCUCCUCCUCGACUUCUACCUGCACAGACAUGGACGGUGACCAAGACCCCGACGACCCGAUCCCCUGCACCACAGAUUCACUGUGUACCUUGCAGAACUUCCUUCCCCUCCCUUCCCCAGGCUCCGGCAAGAUGAGCCGUAACUCCUCAACAGGUUGUCUCCUCGGUUCUUAUUACUCUCUCUUUGGGACCACUCCCAAGUAUACACAAUCUUGUGUAGAACCUUACCCCAGCGCACCGACCAAUUGUCAUCCGUGGGAGUACCUCGUCCAAAGUUCUUGCUUUCUCAGUACCUGUGGACCUGGGCUAGAUUGUGUACCGCCAUUCAUGUGCAGGAAAUUAUCUGAGAACGAGUUGUAUGGGAUCUGCACGAACCCAAAUGGGACAAGUGGCGGUAUGGGAUCGACGACAGGAGGAGGGGUGGAUGGAGGCGAUGGGACUGAACGAUAUACAGCCAAGGAGUAUUUGGUCCAGGGACUGCUGAUCGGGAUAUGUUGUCUGGCGCUUGGGGUUGGUUUAGGAGUUGGGUUCUGGCACUAUAAGCGAAAACGGUUUACGGCGCGAUGGUUACAUUCGGAGAGCGAGGAUCCCGGACAGCAACGAUAUGGGGUUCGACGUGGAGGAUCUUCGUCGGGACAGGAAUACAAGGGCUCAAGUGUGCUCUCGCGAAUCAUGCGCUGCGGUCGCACCGCCUCAGCACAUUCUUCGGCAGUGGAUAAUCAUUCUACCCAUCGCCACUACCAGCAGCAACAACAGCAGCAACAAGAUCAACAUCGAAACUCGGUCGCCGAAUCUGAGAGCCAUGAGGGCUCGAUCUUCAGCAGCUUACGUUCCUCACGCAGAGGAUCGAGCAUUUUGUUCGCUGGAUCACUAACACGCUGGCGAUGGGGUGCAGCUGCGAAUGCAAACAGUACACACAGCAUGCCAAGGGCUGUGGUCGCGAUGGGUGGGAUGACAAUUUUUCCAGAGAUGGAGCCGCCGCCCAUGUAUCACAAUGGCCCAGACCUGCCGACCUAUGGUGAUAAUAUCGAGGAGAUCGCGCUGCACCGCGUCCACAUGGAUCUGGAUCACCACCACGAUCAGCGACAAGCAGGACAGGUCCAGGGUGCUGUGAUGGAUAAUGACAUGGACAAUCUACCAAUGGAGAUGCCGCCGCUCAGUCUGGUUGAGAGUCCGUCGACGCUUGGACAGCACACGCGUAGAGCAGUAAUAGCAAGACAGGAGCAGGAUCUGAGCGAGGAAAUCGCUGAUGUGGACGAUAGCAACGUACUGUCGCCCACUUCAUCAUUCCAUGGCCACAACAGUGAUAGCAUACCGGACCAGAGAUUGGGUGUCGCUACGCCAGACGAGGCACACCUUCGGAAAACGGAGAAAUGAUCUAGGAAAACGACUUUUUAUUUUACUUGCAUAUCCCCUCAUUCGAAUCAUCAUAAUCCUCAUUUCAUUCAUCUUAUUGUAUAUUUCUUUUUGUUCUCCAUGUACCAUAUAUUCUUUUCUCUUAAUAACAAAACAAACAUAUCCCGCUCCAUAAAAAGUUUG
Messenger RNA from Gamsiella multidivaricata, 2074 nucleotides. RefSeq lists its product as uncharacterized. The record is from RefSeq and is a predicted model, not a curated record. NCBI's taxonomy places the organism in Eukaryota, Fungi, Mortierellomycota, Mortierellomycetes, Mortierellales, Mortierellaceae. Bases 239 to 1912 code for a protein of 557 amino acids. The transcript has 2 exons.